This is a messenger RNA of Morus notabilis, 1086 nucleotides long. RefSeq names its product double-stranded RNA-binding protein 4. Gene Ontology annotation, molecular function: double-stranded RNA binding. NCBI's taxonomy places the organism in Eukaryota, Viridiplantae, Streptophyta, Magnoliopsida, Rosales, Moraceae. The coding region runs from base 1 to 921 and encodes 306 amino acids. The record is from RefSeq and is a predicted model, not a curated record. The transcript has 5 exons.
AUGGUUUGGGUAGAUAUCCAACACUUGUACAAGAGUGAACUGCAAGUCUAUGCUCAAAAACGAAAUCUUGGUUUUCCUGUGUACUCUUGUGAGCGGGAAGGUCCUCCACAUGCAAGUCGCUUCAAAUGUAGGGUAACAAUUGAGGGAAAGACAUAUGAGAGUUCGGAAUAUUUUCACACGUUGAAGGAGGCUGAACAUGCGGCUGCAAAAGUUGCUUUGAUUUCGUUAUCUCCUGAUUGUGUUCAAAAGGAUGAUUCUGCUUUCUACAAGAAUCUUUUGCAUCAACUGGUUCAGAAAGAAGGUUUGCAGUUACCGGCUUAUUACCCUAACCGAUCUGGUGAAGCUCAUUCUCCAGUUUUUGUUUCAAGUGUGGAGAUAGAAGGAGAGCAUUUCAUUGGAGAAGAAGCAAAAACCAAGAAACAGGCUGAGAUGAAUGCAGCAAAGGUUGCGUACAAUGCUUUGAAAGAGCGUAGAUCAAGUCAGAUUCCUCUCGUUAUGCCCUCCUCAUUUCAAGGACAAGAAGCUUCUAAGUUUUUAUCUUCUCCUGCACAAUCAAAUACUGCUGCUAAUUUGCUGCAACAUAUUAAACCCACUGCACCUGUGCAGCAAGCUAAGGAUCGCACAGGUGAAUAUGGUCCGUCUUCAUCUGAAAUUUUACAUGGCUCUAUACCGAAUGUAUUCCCUUCUGCUCCAUGCGAGUCCAGAAGAGAUUCGUCUUCAUCUUCACCUUCUCCUCCCAACUGCUCAACUAAUUUGGCUGCCAACUCGAGCUUUGAGCCGUCAUUCACUAGGAUUGACUUAUCCUCCUAUAAAAGGAUUGCCAUUUAUCCAGCAAACAAGCCAAUUCCUGAUGGCAGCACUUCGUUGCCCAUGCGUGAUGAUAAUUGGGUCGCCUUCGCUCCCCCGGAAGCCACAAGGUAGUCAAUAAUCACGCUUACAGAGCUUAUUCCUGUUGACUGUGGCCUUGUGUUUUUUGGGCUUGUGGCAGACUUCUUUCUCUCUGUUUUUUUUUUUCUUUAUUAUUGCGAGCUUGUGGCAGUUGGUCUAUGGGAAACAAUAUGCUUUAUCUAGUUUUUUGAUUCGUUA